This is a messenger RNA of Centrocercus urophasianus (Greater sage-grouse), 3892 nucleotides long. RefSeq names its product palladin, cytoskeletal associated protein (gene PALLD). Bases 99 to 1892 code for a protein of 597 amino acids. The record is from RefSeq and is a predicted model, not a curated record. The transcript has 11 exons. Lineage: Eukaryota; Metazoa; Chordata; Aves; Galliformes; Phasianidae.
CAGCCUUCCUUCUCCUAUGUCUCCGACUGCUUCUCAAAAACAGUUUGGGAGAGUGCCUGUUCCCCCUUUCUCUCAGCAGUUUGCUCCAGAAGGGGAGUAUGGAUGGUCUCCUUCUUCUCCGUCUCCUCCCCCCCCCACCUCCACCUGUCUUUAGUCCAACCCCAACGUAUCCAGUGUGUGAUUCCUUUCCACUUCCACCCCCUCCACCUCCUCCUCUUCCUUCCCUUUCUUCACCUUCCCACAGCCUGUCUCCAACUCCUAGAUUUCCUAAUUCUGGCCAGUCUCCAGCAGCUUUUCUCAGCUCCAUGCUGCCAUCCCAGCCACCACCCGUUUCUGUCAACGCGUUAGGCCUCCCGAAAGGAGUGAUGCCUCCGGGGUUUCCCAAGAAAACAGGCAGAACUGCUAGAAUAGCCUCAGAUGAAGAGAUUCAAGGGUCAAAGGAUGCUGUGAUUCAGGAUCUGGAAAGAAAACUUCGCUUCAAAGAAGACCUUUUGAACAACGGGCAACCGAGAUUAACAUAUGAAGAAAAAAUGGCUCGUCGAUUGCUGGGAGCAGACAGUGCUGCAACUGUCUUCAAUAUACAGGAACCAGAAGAGGAGCCUGCAAUACAGGAAUAUAAAGUCUCCAGCUUUGAGCAAAGAUUGAUCAGUGAAAUUGAAUACAGGCUGGAGAGAUCUCCUGUGGAGGAAUCAGAUGAUGAGGUGCAGCAUGGAGAUGAGCCUAUUGAUAACAAUGCGUCACCGUAUUUUGAGAUAAAGCUGAAGCAUUACAAAAUCUUUGAGGGAAUGCCGGUCACCUUUACCUGCAAAGUGACAGGAAAUCCAAAACCAAAGAUUUAUUGGUUUAAAGAUGGGAAGCAAAUUUCUAAGAGAAGUGAUCACUACCGAAUUCAAAGAGAACCUGAUGGAACUUGCUCACUGCAUGCUGCAGCCUCCACCCUGGAUGAUGAUGGGAAUUACACCAUUAUGGCUGCUAACCCACAGGGCAGAAUAAGCUGCACAGGAAGGCUGAUGGUUCAAGCUGUAAAUCAGAGAGGCCGCAGCCCUUGGACACCUCCUGGCCAGCCUCAUAUCAGAAGGCCGCGGUCUCGAUCGAGGGACAGUGGUGAUGAAAAUGAACCAAUCCAGGAACGAUUCUUCCGGCCCCAUUUUCUGCAGGCCCCUGGAGACCUGACUGUUCAAGAAGGAAAACUCUGCAGGAUGGACUGCAAGGUUAGCGGAUUACCAACACCAGAUCUGAGCUGGCAACUGAACGGGAGGCCCAUCCGUCCUGACAGCUCUCACAAAAUGCUGGUGCGUGAGAACGGGGUGCACUCCCUGAUCAUAGAGCCUGUCACCGCGAGGGAUGCGGGAAUCUACACGUGUGUGGCCAGCAAUCGGGCUGGAGAAAAUACAUUCAGCCUGGAGCUCACUGUUGCAGCUAAGGAAGUACACAAAGCACCUGUGUUUAUAGAGAAAAUACAGAACACCGGUGUGACUGAGGGAUUUCCAGUGCGACUGGAGUGUCGAAUCUCGGGGGAACCGUCGCCUCAGAUAUUUUGGAAGAAAGAGAAUGAGUCAAUCACACACAAUACUGACAGAGUGAGCAUGCACCAGGACAACUAUGGCUAUAUCUGCCUGCUGAUUCAGGGAGCUACAAAAGAGGAUGCUGGUUGGUACACCGUUUCAGCUAAGAAUGAAGCUGGGAUUGUGUCUUGCACUGCCAGGUUGGAUGUUUAUACUCAGUGGCAACAACCACCUCAGACAACCAAGCCAAAGAAGGUGCGGCCCUCAACCAGCCGAUACGCUGCACUGUGUGACCAAGGACUAGACAUCAAAGCAGCUUUCCAGCCGGAGGCAAAUCCAGUCCAUCUGACUAUGCAGCCUGGUUUGGUAGAGAGCGAUGACCUCUAGAUCCGAGCCACCACUUCCAUCAUCUUCUUUCAAAGCAGAAACACUGAAAGCCAUUGCCUUGACCAAUGAUACUCCUAUGUCACUUUAUGCAAAGGCAAACACCUUCAAGUACAAAAGAUAAACAACAAACACAAUAACCAUGUAUUCCUUAUUCAGUAUACCAAAUUAGAAGAAUAGGUAGAUUAUUAAUAGAAAUGUACACAUUGCACAACAAAUCACGUUCACCAUUUCCUUAUACCUAAGUUGCUUCAGCUCUUUGAAUGAAUAACUCUUUUCAUAAAGGCCAAAAUGCAUCAGUGAAACAGACUUUUCAGAAGGAAACACUACCAACCACCACGUGCCUUCGUAAGCAGUAAGCAGAUGUUACACAAUGCUAAUGGUGCGAGAUGUUCUCUUUGAGGCCAUUAGAUGACAAAGAAAACUAGGAUGCACGGUAAUCUCUAGUUCUAAAAUGGCAAUGCAUUCUGGUAGCUACAGUGAACAAGUGCAAUAUUGUAAUAAAAAAGGAAGAGACAAGGAAGAGAAACAUAAGCAAACGCUGCAUCUCUGCAAACUGUUUUUUAUUCUACAAUGAAAAUGAUACUUUGCCUUAAAUGCCAUUAACAUGGACAAUUCUAUUAAGUAACGUUGAAGCCCCAAUUUUUAAUUCUUUUCUAUUUCUCCUUUCUGCCACCUAGGAGGAGGCUUACUUAGAAACAUACAGCAAAGAGGGUUAAGCACGAAUGGUUUAACCUCUUCAAACUAAUGAAGAAGAUACAUAACAAAGUCUACCCCAGAUGAUAAGUCUUAGGAACUAGAGGAGAGAAAGUGCCUACGGUAUGAACCGCUGCAGUAGAUUGCUGCAAGGGGUGGGAGGGGGACAGGGCAAGAGGCUGAAACUCUGCGUGGAUUUCCUGAAGACAGCCUGCAACCUCCUAACACUCUUGCUGAAGAAUCUGAAAUUCUAAGGUGAGCUGAGAACUGAGCAAUGUAUGUAAGGGCCGUUUGACUGCUUAGCACUUGAGUAACACGUGUGAGGAUUUUAGAAACGCACAGUAAGUGAGAAGUGGGUUGAGACUGCAGUAGGAAUAUCGAUGAAAAGUAAACACCAUAGGUGAUAAGCUUGCAAAUCUGAGGAGGCAGAAGAUGAUGGACAAAACACGAAAACUUGCACCACUUUUUCUUCGUAUCAUAUGUGUUUCUGGAUUUUUUUUUUCUCAUCCUUCCUGUUGUUUGCCUACAACAGCUCUGUUAAUGGGUAGGGGCUGCGUGCAGUAGAUGAAAUGCUACUUUCAGAAUGCAAGGCAAAUCCACAUCAAACUGGAGCUCUACCUCGUCAAGUCUGACAAGGUAGUUUUAAAUUAGAACCAGAUGAAUUUCAGAUGAAGGGGAGGGAGGGAUGGAAGAGUUGCUAGGCCUGACAAGAAAAAUGAGUGUUUGAUGGUACGAGCAUACUUUGCUAUGAAAGGAAAACACUGUAUUCCUUAUAUGAAGCACAUACAUGGUAUCUUUCGUUAUUUAUAAUAAAAGUGUUGAAAUCUUUUAUCCCAGUUCAGUUACUCAGAAGUCCUGUACUUAGUUGUUUUUUUUAUUUUGUAAUUGUGUACACCAUAUAUUGCAUUACUGCUAUAAGUGUAUUCCUUGUAAGUACACAAAGUUUGUUUGUUUGUUUUUUAGUGACUAAUAAACUUUAGCACAUAAGUUAGUAUUAUUCUAUGCAAAUUGGUGCAGGACAUGACCAGUUCUGGGAGUCGUUCCUCUAAAUUAAUGUCAUGCUUUGUUGUAUGGGAAUAAUCUGAUAUUCUAGAAAAAGUAUGUCAUAUCAUUUGCAAGAUUUUUCCACAACUCUGACAUGCUAAUUUACUUUUUUUUUUUUUUUUUUUUUUUUUUUUUUUUUUAGCUUCACUAGCAUUAUUUUGCCACUCUCUAUUUGUAUUUAUAAAAAACGUACUAUCAUUACUUUGGAUUGUUGUGCUGGUAUAAUGUGGGUUUAACGUCAAUAAAUAUUACACAAAUAGAAA